UCUCCCUAACUAAACAAAUGGCUGACAUUAUUGCCGCACAUUUACUUACUGGUUAUGUAACAGAUUACACUUUGUACAUUUAUUACCUAAACAUAAUAUACGGUAUUCUUUUCUUUCCUAUUCAGGCAAUAGAAAGAAGAAGAACAAUGCUCAGAGAAAGAGCAAGACAAAAGGAAGCAGAAAAGGACUUACUGGAUCUGGAGGAAGAAGCCAAGUCAGACGAGGAAGAAGAGGAAGAGGAGUCAUCUGAGUAUGAAGAGUACACUGAUUCUGAAGAAGAAGCCAAUCCAAGAUUGAAACCAGUGUUUGUACGAAAGAGUGAUCGAGUCACUGUUCAGGAACGUGAGAAGAUGGAACUUGAUCUUGAACGUAAAGAAGAAGAGAAAAAGAAGAUCCAUGAGGAAAGGACAAAAACAUCACGCAAGCUUGUUGAAGAUCUUCUAAGAAAAGAAUUACAGGAGGAACAAGAAGUGGACAAUGAGGAAGAUGUCAUCAUAACAGAUGAUGAAGAUGACGAGGAAGAGUAUGAAGCUUGGAAAGUUCGUGAACUAAAACGUAUCAAGAGAGACAGAGAGGAAAGAGAGCAAUUGGAGAGAGAACGCCAAGAUGUGGAACGUCUUCGCAACCUGACCGAGGAGGAAUGUAGAAUGGAAGUGAAAAGCAACCCAAAACAGAUCACCAACAAGGCAGCCAAGGGAAAAUACAGAUUCUUACAAAAAUACUAUCACCGUGGUGCUUUCUUCCUGGAUAAAGAGGAUGGUGUGUACACACGGGACUUUGCUAAACCCACUCUGGAGGAUCACUUUGAUAAAACGAUUAUUCCUAAAGUAAUGCAGGUCAAGAACUUUGGUCGAUCAGGUAGAACGAAAUACACUCAUUUGGUUGAUCAAGAUACAACACAGAUGGAUUCGCCCUGGACGAUGGAUAACACGCUAGCCAUGAAAUUCCAUACCGUCCGUGCCGGUGGCAGUAAGCAAACGUUCCAAAGACCAACCAAGCGGAGAAAGUAACUUGUGUGGCUUUCUCGUCACGUUAGUCUGCUGUGGCGAUGUCAUCGUCGCUACAAAUGAACUGUUGGAGAAGUUGACGGCGCUAAUCACACGAAGUGGGAAAGAUGGACCAGAAAAGCUUUUUGUGAGGUGCCUGUAGAUGACACCUACGGCGGUUUUUACGGCAGUCAGUCGAUAGACUAUAAACUGUCAUUUCUUUGCUGGUUGCUUGUAUGCGUGGUCAUUGAGCAACGAAAAAAAGUGUUGUCUUUACAUAAACGUUCUUCAACUCUUAGAUCCUAGUCUGGAAAUGUUUAACGCUUAUUAUUGUUACUGACUGCAAACAUCAUUUUAAGUAUUAGCUCAGCUCUCAAACAACCAUGUCGCCUUAACAAUCUGUUAUCAAAAUGUCCCAAUUUCUCUAAGAAAAGCAUGGAAGCUUACAAGGAGAAUGUUAUUACCAUGCGCUGGAACUUUCAUUGUGCUCACCAUCUUACGUCAUAGUGUCAUACGGCACCUUCAUUUGUUUAGGACGUCGAGAUAUUUCUUGUUUGGAUCAUUUCUAUCGCAACACUGGAAAUUGAACUGUUUGGUUCUUCUUAGUUUUUGUACAUAGUAUAAGAAAUAAAAAGUCUUAAUCCCCUAAAAUCACCGAACCCGUGCCGGCGAAACCACAAAAGAACGCGUGACAUACUAUUGGCUAUCGUGUGCUAACUCGCGGCCGCAUGUUUAUUGAGUCAGGCUAAUACUGAAACUACAAAGGUGCAUACGGCAAUAACCGCGUACAAUAAAACAGAACCUGCAGAGACCCAACGAGCAUCCAUAGGAUGAAAAAAGAAACCACCGCGCUCGUUUCAGCGAAAACUGAGGAAAAACCCCGGUCCUAGGGAUAGAACUCUCCCGACCUGCCGAACACGGACUUGGAAAAACUUCUGGUUCCACCUUGGAAGCUAUUUUUGAGGCCAAGUCCGUCUGCGCUUUUAAGGAAAUUGCUGUCUAGCCCGUUCUAGACCUGAGGCUAGAAAUUUCAGCGUUAUAUAUUCGUUACCGUCGUCAGUCAGAAUUGCGCAUUUUUCAGCCGAAAUUUAGGGGUAUUCGGACAGGAUUCCAAACAGUUAGCAACCCAAAAGGUAACGGUUGGAAAUUUGAAAACUUUAAAAACGCGUAAAAAUUCAUGAUUCGUAACUACCUGAUAUGCUGGAAUUUCAUUAGGACCAAAAAAUCAUACCAACAUGGAAGCGAAUGGAUUGCUUUUUCCCUGUG
Molecule: messenger RNA, 2252 nt
Organism: Orbicella faveolata
Lineage: Eukaryota; Metazoa; Cnidaria; Anthozoa; Scleractinia; Merulinidae
Product: microfibrillar-associated protein 1-like
Source: RefSeq, a predicted model, not a curated record